Molecule: messenger RNA, 1384 nt
Organism: Colletotrichum navitas
Lineage: Eukaryota; Fungi; Ascomycota; Sordariomycetes; Glomerellales; Glomerellaceae
Exons: 3
Coding region: 65-943 (292 amino acids)
Molecular function (GO): metallopeptidase activity
Source: RefSeq, a predicted model, not a curated record
CAUAUAUUCCCCCACCUCGUUAACUCUUUUCCUUUCUUUAAGCGUAAAUAAAGACAGGAAUGUGAUGCGCCCCAGUAUUUCACAACCCCUCCUCCUCUGUUUAUGGAGUUUACUUCUUGCCGGGACGGCAGCACACCUUCUGCAAGACCGCGGCUAUAAAGACAAAUUCGACAACUUUUACUACGUCACACAGGGCGAAUGGGCAUGCAGCAAGCUCAAGUUAGAAUAUAUUCGAUUUGGGAUUAGGGAGGCACAUGGGCUUGCCGAAAAUUCUCUUAAUGUACUAAAAAGUAGAGGCUCUGAAACAUCACCUGCAUUUAGCCUGUGGUUUGGAAAGAGUAAUGCUACCCCUCAAAUGGUAGACAUCCUUAUCAAGCAACAUUACAGAACCGCCUUGUCACAUCUGUCUUCUCCUACAAAGAAGACACAGUUUUAUUUUGACAAAGUCCCCAAAUUCAGGGCGAUCAAAGACAACAAGAAACCAACGUUCAACUCUAUUGUCUACGCAUGUCCUCCUGAUAACGAUUCAGCCAAGAUGUGUGGUCCAGAGAACUUAGCUACCGCUAUCUAUGAGCCACGUGGCAAAUCUUCAACAAGAGGCCCAACUAUACUCGGCUUCUGCCCCACCUACUUUAAGCAUGAGGUCUUUGCUAAAAAUAUUGACAUGGUGGACAAUUAUCGGAGAGAUCGCAAGACUGAUAAGCCAUCAAGAGGCUUCCUGUUACUGCACGAGCUUCAGCAUAUCUCAAAGGCAACGUUUCCCGACCCUCCUGCCGAGGACGUAGAUGAGCCGCCCCCCGCCAGAUCUAGUAACAGUAAAUGCUAUUCCCCGGCAUGCUGUGCAAAACUCUCUGAUUCUAACAAGAUCCGCAAUGCCGAGAAUUAUGCACUGUUUGCCCUUCAUGUUGCCGCAUUCCCAAUAACUGGGAAACCAAUCACGUGAGGUGAUAAUCACCUUUUUGCCCUUGUCAAGGAAACAGCAAAGCUCUACGGCUCAGCUUCUCUCUUGUACAGCGAGACAUCAUGUCCACAACUUCUCUGUACGUCCUUGAGCAGCACCGCCGUGAUCAUGCAUAAAUGAGCUUGAUUGUCCCCUGGUCCCGCCGCGGGCUUGUUCUAGGUGAUGAAAUGUGGUGUUCUAGUUGGAUAGACAAGUAGUGGCAGUGUUGGUAGUGGCGGUGUCUGCUAAAUAUCCGUAUGCUUAGAGACCAUGAACCAACUAAAAGGGGGCCGUCAUUCUACCAGCUGCCCCGCAAGUACCGGCUUUUUCUCAAAGACCAUGGAAGCAAUCGCUACGAAGUGGCAUUGUCAACUGAAGGGUUCCUAGCCAGCAAGUGAUUAAGCUUGCGGUUUUAAGUUUCGAUGGAUGUCACGUACCUCUCGU